Molecule: messenger RNA, 2088 nt
Organism: Plenodomus lingam JN3
Lineage: Eukaryota; Fungi; Ascomycota; Dothideomycetes; Pleosporales; Leptosphaeriaceae
Source: RefSeq, a predicted model, not a curated record
AUGAAGAGUGGGAAUGGACUGGAGACUGUCACUGCACCAACAUUCAAGCCCCAACGGCCCCUGAUCCAGCGUGUGCUGAGCGCGACAUUUGUCACGCUUGUGAUUCUUGCUGGUUUGGACACUGUCUUUCCUGAUGCAAAGCAUUGCUUAACUCCAACCUCAUGGAGCAGUGUCUCGCAAUCUUCGGGCACUCAUGCUCUAUUAGAGCCCUUUGACUGGUCCCAGAUCGAAUCGAAAGAUUACUUGGACUUUCAUGAUUGCAACGAGGGUUUUCAGUGUGCAAAGUUGCGCCUGCCCCUCGAUUACUUCAACGGAACAUAUCCCAAUGCAACUGUAAGCAUUGCCAUUGCGAAGUAUGCUGCAAGAGUUCCUGUGAAUGAUCCCCGUUAUGGCGGCCCUAUUCUCUUGAAUCCCGGUGGCCCAGGAGGUGCAGGAGCUCUGUUCGCCUUCUUGGUGGCAAGUGCUUUACAGCAAGUCGUCGACUCUAGCAGCCAUCCUUCAGACGCCCUACCUGAGGCAAAGUACUACGAUGUCAUCGGGUUUGACCCUCGCGGAAUCGGCAUGUCUGAGCCUCUUGCAAAGUGCAUGCCAUCUGAGCCUUCAGCAUGGUCUUGGGAGCUGAGGGAGAACAAUGAAGGUAUCCUAGGUAGCUCAGAUGCUGUGCAGGGGAGACUUUGGUCUAUGACACAUGCCUUUGGAUCGUCUUGUUCGAUAGCUUCGGAAGAUGCAGAUGGUCCUGACAUCAAGCAAUACAUGUCGACGGCAUCUGUGGCGCGAGACAUGCUCGAGAUCACCGAGAAGCAUGCAGAGUACGUCGCCGAGCAACGAGCGCACCUAGCAGCUCAGAAGACGGGUAAGGCUCUAGGGGGCCAUGAUACUGGAUACAGACCAGGAGAAUCCAAGCUGCAGUACUGGGGAUUUUCAUACGGAACCUUCCUCGGGACUACCUUCGCCUCCAUGUUCCCAGACCGAGUAGGACGUGUUGUACUCGACGGCGUGGUGAGCUCGUAUGACUAUCUGGAUUCUCUGGGCAAUGGCAGUCUAUCAGAUAGCGAAAAAGCCAUGGAAUCCUUCUACACCUUUUGCCACGAAGCCGGCCCAUCCAGCUGCGCACUAGCAACGCCAGAUGGAUCCGCAGUCCAAGUGAGAGUGCGAGUCCAAAAAAUCAUCCAGUCAUUAUACCACGCCCCGCUGUCAAUCAGCACUCCACGCGGCCCAGAGAUCCUCACAUGGUCCGACGUCAAGACCCUCAUCUUCAGCAGCCUGUACACACCCCGCGCCACUUUCCCCUUCCUCAGCACCCUCCUCGCAGCCGUCGAAACAGGUGGAACUCCCUUUCUCGACUUCCUCGUCGACGCAAACCCAUUCCCCCACAUCUACUCGUGUCCCGUCAACGGUACCUUCCCCUCCUACACCAACAACCCGCACCGCAACGUCGCCACCACCGCCAUCCUCUGCGGCGAUGGCCACGACCAAACCCGCCUCUCCCUCCCCGCCUUCUCUACCCACUGGCACACCAUGGCCUCCAGCUUCCCCACCGCAGGCGCCUACUGGUCCAUGCUGAAGCUGCGCUGCGCCGCCUGGCCGAUCCACGCAUCCCACAGCUUCCGCGGCCCCUUUGGCGCACCACAGACAAGCCACCCGCUCCUCUUCCUCGCCAACACCGCCGACCCCGUCACCCCGCUCCGCUCCGCAAACCUCAUGCACCCCUUCUUCCCCGGCAGCGCCCUCGUCGUCACAGACGCCCAGGGCCACUGCUCCCUCGCCACACCCUCCACCUGCACACUCGCCCACGUGCAAACUUACUUUCAAACAGGCAACCUGCCGCCCAAAAACACCCUCUGCGUCCCCGAAAACAGUCCCUGGAGCCUGAAUUCCACCGACCCAGAUAGCCCUUUUUACGAUCCUGAACUUGGCGGGUGGGAUGCCGUGACGCUGACACAGAUGCGUGAGCAGCAUGGGCAAGACCGACUUGCUAGACUAUCUACACUUGGCGCAGAUAUUCGCGACAUAAUCGUGCGCACUGGUGUCUUUGGCUUCGAGUCGCUUUUUCGCUCGAGGAUGGGGCGUGGGCUCGUGGGGGUUUGA